Molecule: messenger RNA, 1395 nt
Organism: Gossypium arboreum
Lineage: Eukaryota; Viridiplantae; Streptophyta; Magnoliopsida; Malvales; Malvaceae
Exons: 1
Coding region: 248-1147 (299 amino acids)
Source: RefSeq, a predicted model, not a curated record
CCAAAGGCUCAAAGGUUUAAUUAGAAUAAUUUUAAAGUCCCGUUUACUUGCUUAUUGCAAAGUGUUUCUUUUAAAAGCCAUUGACAAGGAAGAGUAACUAAACAAUGAGUCAAUUUUCUUGUGGCUGAGGGAAGGAAGAGUUAAAAGGCGCCUUUCUUUAAGCCUCUGUCUCACCAGCAUUUAUUCCAAUAGAAGAGGGGGGGAAAGGCCUAAAAUUUCCAAUUUCUUUCUGGGAUUUUCUUUUACAAUGAGGAGCAUAGCAUCUUGUUACAAUGAACAUGCUAUCAAAGUGUCGGAUUCUUAUUGUUCAAGGCCAUCAAAUCAACCUUGUCUCACCCCCAACCAUACCCCUUCAACUCCAAACACUGUAAAAUGUAUAUACAAAGCUAAAAUCUCCUCUCAAAGAAACCUCCUCAUCGCCCUCACCUGGUGCAACAAUCUCCUAGGCCGAGGCCUAACGAUCGCGGUUGGCGAAACCCCAUCGAAAUUCGAUCACAAUUCCUACCAUCUUUCAAAGAACAAAGGCAGCAAAACCUUCAAAGCUUGCAAUUCACAGAUUGAAGUCUUUUGGGAUGUUUCCAAUGCUCAGUAUAUGAAUGGACCCGAACCAAGCACCAGGUUUUCACUUUUUGUUUUAGUUGACUCCCAACUUUGUUUAUCUCUUGGGGAUAUAAUUCAUACCAACAAUGAAGAAAAGGCAACAUCCAAUUUUUCAUUGGUUUCAAGGACUGAAGUUUUCAUAGGCACCACUAGCGUUUAUUCAACCAAGGCUCAAUUUUGUGAGGAAGGAUUGGUUCAUGAAAUUUUAAUCAAAUGCAAUGAAGAAUAUGAAGAAAAACGAAAGGUUUGGAGAAACCCUGAAUUUUGUGUCACCAUUGAUAAAAAGAAGGUGUUUCAAGUAAAGAGAUUGAGGUGGAAUUUCAGAGGGAAUCAAGUGAUCUUUUUGGAUGGAUUAUUGAUAGAUAUGAUGUGGGAUUUGCAUGAUUGGCUCUUUAACCGAACAUCAAAGUGUGCUGUUUUCAUGUUUAGGACAAGGAGCGGAUUAGAUAGCAGGCUUUGGUUAGAAGAAAAAAAGGCCAAAUUUGGAGAACAUCAAGAAAGAGGUGAAUUCUCAUUAUUGAUAUGUGCUUGUAAGAAUCUUGACUAAGUUAUUAAUUAGAUUGGUUUUUUAUUAAUAUAUCUGAAGUAUUUUUUUUUUUUGGCGGGGGGGGGGUGUUAUUAGAUUUUGAAAUAUCGAAGAAGAUGUUAAUCUUCUGUUUAUAAGAAAUUUAGAUGCUUAACUUGGACCGGAGGAAAUGAAGUUUUAGAGUUGUAGAGAUUGAAUUGUAAAUGUAACUACUUCAAUUUCUAUCUCUUUCUUUUAUAAUUAAACUUAGGUAAAUUAAUCUUUAUACA